AUGCCCUCCUGGAAGCGCAUCCGCCUGCAGACCGCCGAGGACCUGGAACAGUCCUUCGACCUCAUCACAUCCUACAUUCACAGACCGUCCUUAGCGUCCACUGUCGAGGAACUCUCCUUCGACCGCAUCAGAAACUACAUCCGCUUCGAUGACCCUUCCAAUCCACCACCCCUAUGCGGCGGCGGCCGCACAACCGAUUAUAGCGCCAUGGUCUCCCUUCGCCUCAACUCGCCACUAUCACCCAGCGAAGUCCUCCUCAACCGCUCUGUCCACGCCCUCCCCAUGCCAGACUCGCAGAAACAGCGCGUAAGUACCGCAAUCCUCUGGAAGUCGCAGAAUCGCGCCCCCGAUCCAACCGACAGGCGGGAGGUCAGCAACUACGUCUACUAUCGCCACGAUGAGCACUACGAGUAUGCUUCCGCGGUCUUUGUGCUCCUGUGUCUCCUGGCGCCGAAUCUCCAACAAAUCAGCACGAUUCCUCCAGCAGACCUACCAUCAGAGUUUCUGCGAGCAGCGAAUCGUGGAAAAUUGGCUCAGGGGUCCUCUGUGCUCAGCAAACUGUCGAGGGUGAAAAUCUUCACGAGCACACACCGCCACAUCGUAAACGACCCACGCUUCUACCACCGCACGCCCGUGCUCAGCUCCUUCCGGCAUUUCGACCGCUUUCCCAACCUAAAAUCCCUCAGCACUCAAGCGAUUGAACCAUGGGAAGACGACGAUCUGUCCACAAUCCCACCUGGCCUUUCCACCGUGAAGAACAUCUCAGUCACAAACUCCGGCAUGGACAGCGAGUUCAUGGGCACUCUGAUUCGCAUGCCGGCUGAGCUGGAGAGCAUUACGCUGACUACUGGAGGGAGGAGUGUUGAGAGGGGCCAUACGUUCAUUCAGUACCCUAAAACACUGGGGAAAUGUCUGGAGCAGCAGAGGGAGACGUUGAAGUAUAUUGACUUGGAUUUUGAUCAGUACCUACGCGCGUAUAAGUUCGAGCCGCCGGAAGUGGAGGCGGAGUUAGGGGCGGAGCCCAGAUAUGAUCAUUUUGACGAUUCCGACAAACAAGACGAGUUGGAAGAGGAUGCCCAAGCCGACCUUGAUCUCGUUGCCGACAAAGCGGAAAGCUUGCGUAGGGGACAUGUCCUGCACUCGCGAGACCUCCCUAACACGAAAUCCUAUGGUCUCACGAUAGGCAGCUUUCGUGACUUUCAUGGGUUGAAAGUGCUGAGAAUCGGAAUCAAAGCCCUCCUUGGGCCUGUAUAUUAUCGUCGGGACCUACCAUCAGGGGAGAUCAAGACGAACGCGGAGGGAGAGAAGGAGGUGAUGAAAACGUGGAACUUGGGACUUGCGGACAUGCUGCCAGGAGGACUGGAAGAGCUGGCUGUGAGGGGAUACAAGACCGGGGAGAAUGCUUUAUGGGAUAAGGAGGUGGACAAUCUAAAGCAGGUGAUCAGGGAGGGCGGCUUUCCGUAUCUUCGGACUGUGAAGGGUUUAGAUGGUGGUAAUGGCGGGCAUGAGGAAGGAAGCGUGGGAAGCGGGGAGGAUGUGAACGAUCCGGAUAAUAACGAGGAUGACUUGACAGUCGUAGAGGAGGAACAGGGAUGGGUUGAGGCAGAGAGCUAG
Molecule: messenger RNA, 1614 nt
Organism: Cyphellophora attinorum
Lineage: Eukaryota; Fungi; Ascomycota; Eurotiomycetes; Chaetothyriales; Cyphellophoraceae
Exons: 1
Coding region: 1-1614 (537 amino acids)
Source: RefSeq, a predicted model, not a curated record